CUACUCAAGCAAAGUCAUCAAAAAUAGUACAUUGAGUAAUCAAUUUCGUGUUUCUUUUGUCGAAAUGGGGAAGCUGGUGACUUCCAAGUAUGUUGGAGCCAUCCUUGUUGUGAUGCUGGCAUUGGGUCUCGGCCUAGCACAAUGCCGUAGGCUGGAAGAAGAUGAAGAGAAUGAGACGAUUGGCCGCGGAGCUGGCGGUGGUGCCGGUGGGGGUGGAGGUUUCGGAGGAGGCCAAGGUGGAGGAGUAGGAGUCGGUGGUGGAGGUGGAGGUGGCGCUGGAGGCGGUGGAGGGUUCGGAGGAGGCAAAGGUGGAGGAAUAGGAGGUGGUGGAGGGUUUGGAGGAGGCGGAGGGAAAGGUGGUGGAGCAGGCGGUGGCUUUGGAGGCGGCAAGGGCGGAGGUAUUGGUGGCGGUGAAGGGGGUGGCAAAGGCGGAGGAUUUGGUGGUGGAAAGGGUGGAGGCAAAGGAGGUGGUCGUGAAGGUGGAGGCACUGGUGGAGGGUUUGGAGGUGGUGGAGGUGCCGGAGGCGGCAAAGGUGGAGGCAUUGGUGGUGGCGCUGGAGGCGGCAAAGGCGGAGGAUUCGGAGGUGGUGGUGCCGGAGGUGGCAAAGGUGGAGGCAUUGGUGGUGGCGCUGGAGGCGGCAAAGGCGGAGGUUUCGGAGGUGGUGGAGGUGCCGGAGGUGGCAAAGGUGGAGGCAUUGGUGGUGGCGCUGGAGGCGGCAAAGGCGGAGGAUUUGGAGGUGGUGGCGGUGCCGGUGGCGGCAAAGGUGGAGGCAUUGGUGGUGGCGCUGGAGGCGGCAAAGGCGGAGGAUUUGGAGGCGGUGGAGGUGCCGGAGGCGGCAAAGGCGGAGGAUUUGGAGGUGGUGGCGGUGCCGGAGGCGGCAAAGGUGGAGGAUUUGGAGGUGGUGGUGGCUUUGGAGGAGGAGCUGGAGGGGGGUCCGGCGGCGGCUUUGGAGGUGGAGCUGGUGGCGGUAGCGGAGGUGGAGCUGGUGGUGGCUUUGGUGGAGGGAAAGGAGGUGGUGGAGGUUUCGGCGGCGGCCGUGGCCGUGGCGGCGGAGGGAUUGGUGAAGGCUAUUAAGUAUAAGCUUCAUCGCACAAACGAGCUAUGUAUGUAACACUCCGACUAGGCAUGGGAGUACAAGCUAGUGAGCUAGCCUAUUACCGAAUGAACCACAUAAAUAAAA
Messenger RNA from Linum trigynum, 1181 nucleotides. Lineage: Eukaryota; Viridiplantae; Streptophyta; Magnoliopsida; Malpighiales; Linaceae. The record is from the annotation of a GenBank genome assembly.